AUGAACACAAAUUCAUCAUCCACAAAGGCCGAAGCGCUGAUCGCUUCACUCGAGCAGUACGGACAAGGAGAUUACAUUGGCGAAUCUAUCAGUCAGCUAGAACACUGUCUGCAAGCCGCAAAUCAGGCCCGCGAAGCAGGAGCACGAGAUGAACUGGUAAUUGCGACCCUGCUCCAUGAUAUCGGCCAGAUCAUUCCCUUAGAAUCGACCAAGGAAGUGCGCAUGAAUCUCAAAGAAAGCAGCGAAAACGUCGGCCGCGUUGGUCACGAGGCCAUCGGCGCUGCCUACUUGAAGUCUCUGGGCUUCAGCGAGACAGUUUGUCGGUUGGUCAACAGUCAUGUCGCUGCAAAGCGGUAUCUGACGGCUGUGAACCGUGAGUACUAUGAUUCUUUGUCCUCUGCGUCGCAGAAGUCUCUGGCUUUCCAGGGUGGUCCAUUCCAAGGGGAUGAGCUACGAGAGUUUGAGGAAGAUCCUUUGAAGGAUGAGAUGGUUUCGAUGCGUCUGUGGGAUGAUCGGGCUAAGUUGGUUGGCAUUGAGGCUACUACACCUCGUGCCGGCGCUUAUUUGGAUAUGAUUGUUAGCCACUUGUCUUAG
Molecule: messenger RNA, 594 nt
Organism: Penicillium pulvis
Lineage: Eukaryota; Fungi; Ascomycota; Eurotiomycetes; Eurotiales; Aspergillaceae
Product: HD domain-containing protein
Exons: 3
Coding region: 1-594 (197 amino acids)
Source: RefSeq, a predicted model, not a curated record